CAGAGGCAUACCGGGUCUAGGAUAUGUGAUAUCUACCUACACCUAUAGAACUAUGACUGCUGAGUAAAGUUGAAAAAAGGAAUGCUUAAUAUUAUGUUGGAGUAGCCAUUUGAAGAGGCAGAGUGUAACAGUGUAGUUGAGUAUUCCCGCACUGUCAUUCUAGUGUCGCGUUAUUGUCUUUUGAAUUUCUACGAAUCCAGUCGAUAAAAAAUGUUGUCAUGAUAAGUCAGCAAAGUCUAACGUCACAUCCUUAUUAACUAAGCACUUUUAUUAGGUAUGUUCAUAACCGCUUCCCGGCUUAAAUAAGGCUGAAGAAGUGGCUGCCAAGACUCGGUUUAAUGUCCCUUUUGUCUCGGAGCUAAAUUUAUCAGCCUUCAAUUCACAACUUCCACAUCAUUUAUCUAGUCUUAUUAAGCCCUGUUCAAUCCAGGCCAUUCUAUCUACGGAUUUAUGAUAGAAAAUCCUAACACUAGAUACUUGACUCAUACGAUUUUGUCAAGCAUACCUUUUAUUUCUCUUAAUUUAUUUGAAUUCACCAAUCACAUUACCUCCCUUCUACCAUCCUCGUCCCAGCCGCAUCUAAGCCGUGCCAAGCCUGCGUACAACAAGCUUGGUGGAUUAGUCCAUCAUGGAAGAAACUGAGGACACUACCGCAGCUAUGGCACAGGCCAUGGGCUUUUCAAGCUUUGGGGCCCAGGCCAACUCCAACAAGCGACGCAAAUUCAACCCUCGUGCGGAUGCUGUGGUUGCGUCGACCUCUACUUCUAUUCCUCAUCACAUCAGUGAGGCAAAGUCGGGUUCCAAUGCGAUUCCCUUAGGAGUUAGAUCAAAGAAUGAAGACGAAAUUACCCUUGAGGAUGAUGAAGCAGCCAGCCUUACGGAUAGCAGAAAAUAUUUCCCUCGUAAUGAACCGGUUGAUGAUGAGCUAGGACCUCAGUAUUUGGACACUUCACGCCCGCCUGAUAUAGCCGCGGUCGAUCCAACGGGUGGUGCUAUGUCUGACACUAAAAUUGACGCUACGACCGGGGAUUAUACGGGACAUAUUGUAGGGGCUAAGUCAUCAGCAGCGAGCACCAGCUGGGGUUUUGUCAGUCAAGAUAGUGGUCGUGGCGGUUAUCAAGCCAGGGAGAGUCAGGGGCAUGAACCAGGGAAGAAAUGGUGGGAUGAUUACUACGACCCGAGUUCGAACAUCAAUCCUUGGGAACGACUUGAGCAUAUCAAAGGUUUAGGACCGAGGGGCAAUUGGAUGUCCUGGGAGGCAGCUAAGCGAUGAGUCGGUAUCGUCACCAUUGAUCAAGGGAAAUUUCAUUGAGCUUUGAUCUGGGCAAUUGGAUCAAGUAACCACAUUUAUUUAACCCAAAGAUAAGUCAAGAGGAAAUGGUGGAAUACGUUCUGAACAUGUCGCAAUCUUUAGGCGGCACUAUAUCACGUGAUAAUAAUCGACAUACGACAAGUUAUUCUACGUGGUGGAUUCAACCCUGGAUUUUACAUGACAGGUCAAAGAAUUA
This is a messenger RNA of Daldinia vernicosa, 1508 nucleotides long. RefSeq lists its product as uncharacterized. NCBI's taxonomy places the organism in Eukaryota, Fungi, Ascomycota, Sordariomycetes, Xylariales, Hypoxylaceae. The transcript is spliced from 2 exons. The record is from RefSeq and is a predicted model, not a curated record. The coding region runs from base 629 to 1273 and encodes 214 amino acids.